Messenger RNA from Corylus avellana, 969 nucleotides. NCBI's taxonomy places the organism in Eukaryota, Viridiplantae, Streptophyta, Magnoliopsida, Fagales, Betulaceae. The record is from RefSeq and is a predicted model, not a curated record.
AUGUGGGUGAUUUAUGUUGAUAGUUCUUCUACAAAAAAUAAAUGUGGAGCUGGAGUAGUGAUGAUCACGCCAGACAAGAAGGAAUUGAAAAGCUCUUUGAGGUUAGAGUUUAAAACUACUAACAAUGAGGCAGAGUACGAAGCAGUAAUAGCCGAGCUGGGUUUGGCCCGAGAGAUGGAAACAGAGUUUGUAGAAGUCCGGAGUGAUUCUCAAGUUAUUGUCGACCAUAGUCGUGGUGAAUUUGAAGCUAAGGGCAGUAAAAUGAAACUCUACUUAUCUAAAGUUCAAGACAUGAAAAAAGCUUUCAAGAAAUUCUGUAUUAUUAAAAUCCCGUGGGAAGAGAAUGAAAAAGCAGACCAGUUAGCCCGGCUAGGUUUGGCAAUCGAGGAUGAAAUGGGAGAAACUGAGCAACCCAUACAAAUUUUGCAACAGCCCUCUAUCACCGAGGAAGUCAUGGUUUUAACUAUUGAAAUCAUACUUGCCUGGGCUGAAGAGAUUGUUGGGUAUUUAGAAAGAGGAGUUCUCCCGGGAGAUAAGAGAAAGCUCAGUUCAAUCUCCUCGCCAUGGCCAUUUUCACAAUGGGGAGUGGAUAUAGUAGGGCCAUUAUCUCCCGAAAAGGGGGGAGUUCGGUUCGCUGUAGUUACCGUUGAUUAUUUCACGAAAUGGGCAGAAGUGGAGGCUUUGGUAAACAUUAUAGCAAAAAAUAUUGAGAAGUUUCUUUGGAAGAAUGUUAUUUGUCGAUAUGGAAUUCCUCAUGCCUUCAUUACAGACAAUGGUAAACAAUUCGAUUGCGAUUCCUUUCGAGAUUGGUGUGCUGGGCUUCAUGUUCGGCAAUAUUUUUCAUCUCCGAGGCAUCCCCAAGCCAAUGGACAAGUAGAAGCAACAAACAAAACCAUAUUCAAAAUCCUGAAGACGAAGCUCGAUCAGCAUAAAGGGAGCUGGGCGGAGGAUCUUCCUGAGGUUCUAUAG